Messenger RNA from Fusarium vanettenii 77-13-4, 3078 nucleotides. RefSeq lists its product as uncharacterized. Gene Ontology annotation, cellular component: intracellular membrane-bounded organelle; membrane. The coding region runs from base 1 to 3078 and encodes 1025 amino acids. The transcript is spliced from 6 exons. The record is from RefSeq and is a predicted model, not a curated record. NCBI's taxonomy places the organism in Eukaryota, Fungi, Ascomycota, Sordariomycetes, Hypocreales, Nectriaceae. Gene Ontology annotation, molecular function: P-type calcium transporter activity; ATP binding; ATP hydrolysis activity. Gene Ontology annotation, biological process: calcium ion transmembrane transport; intracellular calcium ion homeostasis.
AUGGUCGACCCCAGCCCCUUUGCCUUUUCGCCUGGUCAACUCAACAAGCUGCUGAACCCAAAGUCUCUUAAUGCCUUCCGCGCGCUAGGAGGCUUGAGGGGCAUAGUUACUGGCCUGCAGACGGAUCUUACCUCUGGAUUAAGUGCGGAGGAAACGGCACCCACGAAAGAGCCCUUUGGCGAUCGUAUACGAGUUUACAAUCGCAACGUACUCCCCGCAAAGAAAGCAACGCCGUUUUGGAGGUUAUUAUGGAACGCAUACAACGACAAGGUUCUCAUCCUCCUCACCGCAGCGGCUGUUAUCUCUCUUGCAUUGGGACUUUACGAAACAUUUGGUGUUGAGCAUGACCCGGGUGAUCCUACUCCUGUUGAUUGGGUCGAGGGUGUGGCCAUCUGCAUUGCCAUCAUUGUGGUUUCCUUUGUUAGCGCUGGCAAUGAUUGGCAAAAGGAGAGAGCCUUUGUCAAGUUGAAUGCUAAAAAGGAGGAUAGAGAGGUCAAGGUUACUAGGUCGGGCAAGGUGGUUAUGAUCAACGUUCACGAUGUGCUCGUUGGUGAUAUUCUACAUCUUGAACCUGGUGAUCUUGUGCCGGUUGAUGGUGUUUUUAUUGAUGGACAUGACCUUAAGUGUGAUGAGUCUUCGGCAACUGGAGAAUCGGAUGCUAUCAAGAAGACUGGAGGUGCGGCUGUUAUGCAGGUAUUGGAAGCUGAUCGCGAUUCAAAGGGUCUUGAUCCUUUCAUCAUCUCUGGCUCCAAGGUUCUCGAAGGUAUGGGCACAUUCCUUUGCACCUCGGUCGGCGUCAACAGUAGCUACGGCAAGAUCAUGAUGUCUGUCCGCACCGAAACCGAAGAAACCCCUCUCCAGAAGAAGCUCUCCAAACUCGCCAGCUCCAUCGCAUACCUCGGCGGUGCUGCAGCCGGUCUUCUCUUCUUUGUCCUCUUGUUCCGCUUCGUUGCCAAUCUCCCCGGCGAUGACCGUCCCGCGACGGACAAGGCUUCGUCAUUUAUGGAUAUCCUCAUUGUUGCCGUCACCAUCAUUGUCGUUGCCGUGCCCGAGGGCUUGCCUCUUGCUGUUACGCUUGCUCUUGCGUUUGCUACAACAAAGAUGUUGAAGGAGAAUAACCUCGUGAGGGUUCUUAGGGCGUGCGAGACUAUGGGUAAUGCGACUGCUAUCUGUUCGGACAAGACGGGUACUCUGACGACCAACAGAAUGACUGUUGUCGCGGGUACAUUUGGUGACACCAACUUCUCCAACACAGAGAAGCAGGACACCCCAAUUGCCGCCUGGGCAAAGAAGCUCACGCCUGAUGCCAAGGACAUCAUCAUCCAAAGCGUCGCCAUCAACUCCACUGCCUUUGAAGGUCAAGAGAAUGGUCAAGCUGUUUUCCUCGGAUCCAAGACAGAGACUGCUCUUCUCGACCUAGCAAAGGAACAUCUCGGUCUUGAUUCUCUGGCCCAAGUUCGUGCCAAUGAGGAGAUUGUUCAGAUGAUACCCUUUGACUCGAGCAAGAAGUGCAUGGGCGCUGUUAUCAAGCUUCGGUCUGGCGGUUACCGUCUUCUCGUCAAGGGUGCUUCCGAGAUGCUUCUUGCAUACUGCACGUCCAAGGCCGACAUUGACACCUUCGAAGAAGAGCCUCUCACCGAUGAAGAUCGUCAGACCUUGAACGAUACCAUCGGUGUCUACGCGAGGAGAUCUCUUCGGACAAUCGGUCUCGUGUACAAGGAUUAUCCCAGCUGGCCCCCGUCAUCCGCCGAAGUCACUGACAACAACCACGUCGACUUUGCGUCUGUCCUCAGCGAGCUUGUCUUCCUCGGUGUCGUUGGCAUUCAAGAUCCAGUCCGUCCCGGUGUACCUGAAGCAGUGCGCAAGGCUCAACGUGCUAAUGUCACCGUCCGCAUGGUCACCGGUGACAACGCCGAGACUGCCAAGGCCAUUGCCAGGGAGUGUGGUAUCUACACCGACGGAUUGGUAAUUGAAGGCCCUGACUUCCGAAGACUCUCUGAGGAAGAGAUGGAUAGAAUCUUGCCGAAUCUUCAAGUCCUUGCUCGAUCCUCACCUGAGGACAAGAGGAUUCUUGUCAUGAGACUUAAGCACCUUGGUGAGACCGUUGCAGUCACUGGAGAUGGUACCAAUGACGCCCCUGCACUCAAGGCUGCUGAUAUUGGUUUCUCCAUGGGCAUUUCUGGUACCGAAGUUGCAAAGGAGGCUUCGUCAAUUAUUCUCAUGGAUGACAACUUUACUUCCAUUAUCACUGCCCUUAAGUGGGGACGAGCUGUUAACGAUGCCGUCCAAAAGUUCCUCCAGCAGUUCCAAAUCACCGUCAACAUCACCGCUGUUCUCUUGGCCUUUAUCACCGCCGUCUAUGACCCCGACAUGGAGUCUGUCCUCAAGGCGGUCCAGCUCCUCUGGGUCAACCUCAUUAUGGAUACCUUUGCAGCCUUGGCCCUGGCUACUGACCCUCCCACUGAGGAGAUUCUUGACCGUCCUCCUCAGGGCAAGGAUAAGCCAUUGAUCACCGUCACCAUGUGGAAGAUGAUCAUCGGCCAGGCCAUCUAUCAACUCGCAGUCACCUUUGUCCUCUACUUUGCCGGCGACAAAAUCCUAGGCUACGACACCUCCAUCGAGAGGCAAAAGACUGAACUCGACACCGUCAUCUUUAACACCUUUGUCUGGAUGCAAAUCUUCAACAUGUUCAACAACCGCCGUCUCGACAACAAGUUCAACAUCUUCCAGGGCGUCCAGCGCAACCAAUUCUUUGUCCUCAUCACGCUCCUCAUGAUUGGUUUACAGGUCAUCAUCAUCUUCAAGGGUUCCAGGGCUUUCCAGAUUGUCCCGGAUGGACUUGAUGCUACGCAAUGGGGUGUUUCUGUCAUCACUGCUUUGUUUUGUCUUCCCUGGGCUAUUCUCAUUCGACUUUUCCCUGAUGAAUGGUUUGCUGCCGUUGCUGGCUUUGUUGGUACACCUUUCGCGUUUGUCUACAGGUUCUUGCUUGUGCAAUGGACCAAAUUCAAGGGUGUCUUUUCGAGGAAGGGCAAGAAGAAUGAUGAUCCUGAAGCUGCGGUUACACCUGCCACGAACUAG